Molecule: messenger RNA, 1137 nt
Organism: Candidula unifasciata
Lineage: Eukaryota; Metazoa; Mollusca; Gastropoda; Stylommatophora; Geomitridae
Source: the annotation of a GenBank genome assembly
AUGGGAAAACGCCCAAGCUUCACCCACAGUUUUGUUGGGAAACGAGAUCAAGGAUUUGGUCACAGUUUUGUGGGCAAGCGAGCACCCGGAUUUGGGCACAGUUUUGUGGGCAAGCGAGCACCAGGAUUUGGUCACAGUUUUGUGGGCAAGCGAGCACCCGGAUUUGGUCACAGUUUUGUGGGCAAGCGAGCACCCGGAUUUGGUCACAGUUUUGUGGGCAAGCGAGCACCCGGAUUUGGUCACAGUUUUGUGGGCAAGCGAGCACCCGGAUUUGGUCACAGUUUUGUGGGCAAGCGAGCACCCGGAUUUGGUCACAGUUUUGUAGGCAAGCGAGCACCCGGAUUUGGUCACAGUUUUGUAGGCAAGCGAGCACCCGGAUUUGGUCACAGUUUUGUAGGCAAGCGAGCACCCGGAUUUGGUCACAGUUUUGUAGGCAAGCGAGCACCCGGAUUUGGUCACAGUUUUGUAGGAAAGCGUCCAGGUUUUAGCCACAGUUUUGUAGGAAAACGCGACGAAGACGCUGACUACAUCCUUUCAGAAGACCCUAAAGACAACUUUGAAUUCGACUCGAACGAACAGGAAAACGACGAGAGUGGCAGUGGGGACAUCACGCCAGAACUAGCCAUUGUAGCAGAGGAAAACGUCACGGGUGUAACGCCCCUAAAGGAAAUUGUUAAAGAGCCUCAAGUCGACCCUCCCCAAAACUCAGCACCAGAAGCUGACCACACUCAAGAAACCAGUCCGGACACGGAUAAAAGGGCCCCGCGUUUUGGACACAGUUUUGUAGGGAAAAGGGCGCCAGCAUUUGGGCAUAGUUUUGUAGGAAAACGGGCACCAGGAUUUGGGCAUAGUUUUGUUGGAAAACGUGCUCCUGGUUUUGGGCAUAGCUUCGUAGGUAAACGAGCACCAGGUUUUGGCCACAGCUUUGUAGGCAAAAGGGCUCCUGGGUUCGGUCAUAGCUUUGUUGGGAAACGCGAUGACCUAACCAGCGUGAACCAAGGUAAGCUAGUUGAGGCGAGUUUAACACCUGGUGAUGCAACAGAGCUCGUAGACUUAUUUCAAGCAGACGGAAUUGCCAAAGAACAUUUCGGUGACGCUGCAUAUAACGAGAAAAGCAGCAAAACAUCAAAUGUGUGA